Messenger RNA from Vitrella brassicaformis, 958 nucleotides. The record is from the annotation of a GenBank genome assembly. Lineage: Eukaryota; Vitrellaceae.
AUGAUCAAAGUGCAGUCGGCAGACGGAGAGCUGGUGGAGAUCCCUCUCGAGGCGGCCCGGAGGUCAAACGUCGUCAAAGGCAUCCUGGAGGGUGAGCAGAAUCAAUGCAUUGACGGGCUUGCGAGUGGGUGCAUUGUAUGCAGCGCAUUGCUUUCAUCUGUGCAGGUGCUUCGGAUGAGAGUCAGAUCACUCUCCCCAUCGAUGCGCAUCUGCUGAACAUGGUAUUUCACAAGUACUGCGGUCACUAUGCUGGCAGGGAGAUCCCUGUCAUCAAGCCGCCACUGCAGUCGACGGACCACAUCGGAGAAGUGAGUCAUUAUGACACACAUACACGGCGGAUGCGUGUGAGUGAGUGUCUGUGUGUGUGAGGAUGAGUGUCUGUGUGUCGGUUCCUUGGUUGGCGUGUCAUGUCAGGUGCUGCUGCUUGAGCGAGAGGUGCUGGGCACAGCCGAUCGGCAAGAGCUGUACCAAGUCAUGAAGGUACGUGACCGAUAUGGUACCCCAUCCAUCCAUCGUCUGGUUGCGGUCAUGCCUUCAUUGCUGCAUGCAUCAGGCUGCUGAUUGCUUGGACUUGCAAUCGCUCCUACAGCUGACGUAUGCCGCCAUGGCGUGUCACAUCAGGGUAGGUACGGCCACACACAGAGAGGCAUUGAUCACACGUGAUACAGAGGCAUUUUUCCCGUGGGGGCUCGUACAUCGGCCAGUUUGACCAGACGGGGCCAGCUGUGGCCUUAAGCAAGCGGUCCCGUCUGGUCAAACUGUAAGGGGCACACGUAUGAGGUGCAGCUGUCCUUGAGGGACGCUUUGUAUUUGUGUUGUUUGGGUACGUGCAACGACAGACAAGAGUGCGUGUCGAUGGCAGUGCGUGAGAAGACCGGGCUGUAUUGCGAUGGCGGGCAACGUGCGUGUGGGCAUAAGCAGCAUCUUUUCUUUUAUCGUUGCCUACACUUUAUAUCUG